AUGCAACUAUUACGACUCCUAGUUGCGCUAGCCGUAGUGCUAUUCUCCGUUGUUGUGAUCGCCGCCGAGGAUUAUUACAAAGUGCUUGGACUCGCCAAGUCCGCUUCGGAGAAGGAUAUCAAGCGCGCAUACAGGACGCUAAGCAAGAAAUACCACCCGGACAAGAACCCCGGUGAUGACACAGCUCGUGAAAAGUUCGUCGAAAUAGCCGACGCCUACGACGUCCUCUCAACCAGCACCCUCCGCAAAAUCUACGACCAAUACGGCCAUGACGGCGUAGAACAGCACCGCAAAGGCCAAGCAGCCGGCGGCAGCCACGACCCCUUCGACCUCUUCUCCCGCUUCUUCGGCGGCGGCGGACACUCCGGCCACGCACCUGGCCACCGACGCGGCCCAGACAUGGAAGUGCGGGCCUCACUACCUCUGCGCGAUUUCUACACAGGCCGCGAGAUCAACUUCCUCGUCGAGAAGCAGCAGAUCUGUGAUUCGUGCGAGGGGACGGGAUCGAAGGAUCGCCAUGUCGAGACGUGUGAUCGCUGUGCGGGGCGCGGCGUGGUUCUCCAGAAACACAUGCUUGCGCCGGGCAUGUUCCAGCAGGUGCAGAUGCAGUGUGAUCGGUGUCAUGGACAGGGGAAGAAGAUUAAGAAUCCUUGUCCUGUCUGUGCUGGGAGUCGGGUGGUUAAGAAUCAAGUUGAGACAAGUGCGGUGAUUGAGCCUGGGAUGGGGAAGGGGACGAGGCUGGUCUUUGAGAAUGAGGCCGAUGAGAGCCCUGACUGGAUUGCGGGUGAUUUGAUUGUUAUUUUGGAUGAGAAGGAGGCUGAGCUUGGGAGGUCGGCGGAGGAGAGGACGGAUGGGACUUUCUUCCGACGGAAGGGCAAGGAUUUGUUCUGGAAGGAGACUCUUUCGCUGCGCGAGGCGUGGAUGGGCGAUUGGACGCGCAAUCUUACGCAUCUUGAUGGGCAUGUUGUUCAUCUUGGGCGGAGGCGUGGGGAGGUUGUUCAGCCUUUGGCUGUUGAGACUGUUUCUGGGGAGGGUAUGCCACAUUACUCAGAGGGCCAUUUACAUGAUCAUCAUGAGGAUGAUGGUUCAGCGGGCAAUCUGUAUAUUGAGUAUACUGUUGUCUUGCCGGAUCAGAUGGAGAGUGGUAUGGAGAAGGACUUCCAUGCGCUUUGGGAGAAAUGGCGCAAGAAGAUUGGAGUUGAUCUGGCGAAGGAUUCUGGGCGACCAGUUGCGCCUCCGCCGGCGGAGGGGAAGGAUGAACUGUGA
This is a messenger RNA of Penicillium bovifimosum, 1266 nucleotides long. RefSeq lists its product as uncharacterized. The coding region runs from base 1 to 1266 and encodes 421 amino acids. Gene Ontology annotation, biological process: protein refolding. Lineage: Eukaryota; Fungi; Ascomycota; Eurotiomycetes; Eurotiales; Aspergillaceae. The transcript has 2 exons. Gene Ontology annotation, cellular component: cytoplasm. Gene Ontology annotation, molecular function: Hsp70 protein binding. The record is from RefSeq and is a predicted model, not a curated record.